Messenger RNA from Anoplopoma fimbria (sablefish), 882 nucleotides. RefSeq lists its product as uncharacterized. The record is from RefSeq and is a predicted model, not a curated record. The transcript is spliced from 8 exons. Bases 1 to 882 code for a protein of 293 amino acids. NCBI's taxonomy places the organism in Eukaryota, Metazoa, Chordata, Actinopteri, Perciformes, Anoplopomatidae.
AUGCCAAGAUUUCAGAAUGGCAGUUCUAUGGUUGAUCAAAUGACAAGACUCAAACUCAAACUGGUGGAGAAGAGACUGUUAAACGAAAAGCACAAUAUGGACGAUAGAGCGGAGUCUGCCCAGUCUGCAAGGAGUUAUGAUGGACAUCUAGAUCAACUGCACUGUGCACUGAGGCGAAAGCAGGACCUACUGAAAAGACUCCGGGAGCAGCACAUAUUAGAGGACCUCAACAGACCUCACACCUGGGGAGGGUCACACAAAAAGUACAUGUCCCAUUUCUUCACUUCCCCUCAGCCGCCUCCACCACUCCUACUCCACCAGCCAGCCCCUGCUCUGUCCUUUCUGACCCCUCCACCGCCUGCCCUGACUCAGCCUCAACGCAUCAUCCAGCAGACUCUCCCCCAGCAGCCUGCCACCAUCAUACAACAGCUGCCACAACAGCAGCCUCUGAUUACUCAGAUUACCCCACCGCAGCCCUACCCGGCACCGCGCUCAGGCAGCAUCAAAGAGGACAUGGUGGAAUUGAUGCUCAUGCAAAAUGCCCAGAUGCACCAGAUCAUAAUGCACAAUAUGAUGCUGAAAGCCACGACUCCUACAUCACCACCUGAAGUGCCCCGUUUCUGUGUCCCUCAAACUACAUAUCUUGGGCAGGACACUUACUAUGGAAACCCUAUAUUGGUAAGGCCAGAUGUUAAACCAAGAGGAAAUGCUGUACAUCAUCAUCACUAUGGUACUACCCCUGCAGCACCACAUCUGCCUCCCAUCAGCCACCCCGCAUGGCCACCAGAGGUGAGAUCUGUCCAAUCAGAAAAAGCAGGAGGACAUCUACCCUCCAUACACCACGUAACAGCCUCUCUAACACUCCCACCACUCGAUGGGUAA